AUGCCAGGCCCACGUCAAGGAAACCGCAGGAGAUCCCCUGGCCCCAAAGCGAAGCCACAACGCGCCAAACAAGCGCCACCCGCGAACAAACAGCACGUCAACAAAAUCGAGCGUGAAGCCGCACCAGAGACCCAGCCCGAAAACCCCAAUGGUUUCGAAAUAGUCAGCAAAAUUCAUCUCUCGCUCCAACAAUUGCUCCUCGAUGUAUUCAAGACAGCCCUCCUCUCGAACCAAGCACCCGCAGAGUCGACACCUGCAAACCCAGACGCAGAGUCCAGUGAAUCGCAAACAGAGGACAAGAAAGAUGAGCCGCUAGAUAUGAAAUCCUUGAUUCAGACGAUCAAGGGUCUUCUCUAUCAGCGGGACUUUGACUCGGCCUUUACUGAGGCGGGUGAGGAUUUGUUGCGCGCUUAUGCCUUGCGCUGGAGUGCGUCGCGCUCUUUGGGAUAUGCGGGGUUGUUGAAGGGUGUGCUAUCCUGGAUGAAGGAGGAAGGGGAGAAUACCAGAGGUCGUUCUAGGACGUCAUCUAACAAAUGUACUCGGGUUGUCUGCAUUGGCGGUGGCGCUGGUGCUGAAAUUGUUGCCCUUGCGGCCGCAUGGAGAGAUUUGGGCCAUGGUGCCGAAUCACUAGAGGACGGUGUUGCCGGCGUGUCUCUGGAAGACACCGAAAACAAAGAAGAAAAUAAGCCAGAAAUUGAGGGUGCAGCGGGAUCAAGUCUCUCCGUUGCCGCCGUCGAUAUCGCCGACUGGUCGAAGAUUGUCGAUCGACUUUCGCGAACUAUCACGUCGGCCGAAGUGCCAUUCCCGCAAACGACAAGGUACCGCUCACCAUUACUUCCUCCUAGCGGGGACAACUUCUCUGUAUCGUUCCGCCGGGAUGAUGUUCUCACCAUGCCCGAAGAGGACUUGAAGGAAGUGUUCAUGGGCGCUCCUUCAGCUACACCCUUCUCUUCUAUCCUCGUUCCUAUCAUGUUCACAUUGAAUGAGCUCUUCUCUACGUCCAUGCCUAAGACUACUGGAUUCUUGCUCCGCAUGACGGAGAUUCUCCCUGCCGGUGCCAUCCUUCUCGUUGUUGAUAGUCCCGGCAGCUAUUCGACUUUGAAGCUCGGUAAGGGACCAGAUGGCGAACCGCAAGAGAGGAACUAUCCAAUGAAGUUCCUCCUUGAUCAUACGCUGCUGUCAGUAGCCAAGGGGAAAUGGGAGAGAGUUUACACGGAGGAAUCAAGGUGGUGGAGACGCGACGACAAGCGGUUGAAGUACGAAGUUGGUGAAGGGGCCGGGUUGGAGGAUAUGCGGUUCCAAAUGCAUGUGUAUCGGCGGUUGUAG
This is a messenger RNA of Penicillium canescens, 1326 nucleotides long. Its product is annotated as 25S rRNA (uracil2843-N3)-methyltransferase. Bases 1 to 1326 code for a protein of 441 amino acids. The transcript has a single exon. NCBI's taxonomy places the organism in Eukaryota, Fungi, Ascomycota, Eurotiomycetes, Eurotiales, Aspergillaceae. The record is from RefSeq and is a predicted model, not a curated record.